This is a messenger RNA of Pelmatolapia mariae (spotted tilapia), 1414 nucleotides long. RefSeq names its product four and a half LIM domains protein 2. Gene Ontology annotation, cellular component: Z disc; nucleus. Gene Ontology annotation, molecular function: transcription coregulator activity. The coding region runs from base 60 to 899 and encodes 279 amino acids. Lineage: Eukaryota; Metazoa; Chordata; Actinopteri; Cichliformes; Cichlidae. The transcript has 6 exons. The record is from RefSeq and is a predicted model, not a curated record.
CACAGACUCCACACAGGCACACACUCCUCAGACAGGAAGCUGAGCAGUACUAGGUCAAAAUGACAGAACGCUACGACUGCCACUACUGCAAAGAGUCCCUGUUUGGGAAGAAGUAUGUUCUGCGAGAGGAAAAUCCCUACUGUGUGAAAUGUUAUGAAAGCCUGUACUCCAACACCUGUGAGGAGUGCAAGAAGCCUAUUGGCUGUAACACCAGGGAUCUUUCCUACAAGGACCGUCACUGGCAUGAGGAAUGCUUUAAGUGCUUCCAGUGCAAGCGCUCCCUGGUGGACAAGCCCUUCUCUACCAAGGACGAGCAGCUCCUUUGCACUGAGUGCUACUCCAACGAGUAUUCCUCCAAGUGCCAUGAGUGCAAGAAAACCAUCAUGCCAGGCUCCAGGAAGAUGGAGCACAAGGGGAACAGCUGGCACGAGACCUGUUUCACCUGCAAGCGAUGCCAGCAGCCUAUUGGCACCAAGAGCUUCAUCCCCAAGGACAACCAGAACUUCUGUGUGCCCUGCUAUGAGAAGCAGUUUGCCAUGCAGUGUGUGCACUGCAAGAAGCCCAUCACCACUGGCGGGGUGACCUACCGUGACCAGCCCUGGCACAAGGACUGCUUCCUUUGCACUAGCUGCAAGCAGCAGCUGUCUGGACAGAGGUUUACCUCCAGAGACGACUUUGCCUACUGCCUCAACUGCUUCUGCAACCUUUAUGCUAAGAAGUGUGCCUCGUGCACCACCCCCAUUAGCGGUCUUGGGGGCAGCAAGUAUAUCUCCUUUGAGGAGCGUCAGUGGCACAAUGACUGCUUCAACUGUAAGAAGUGCUCCGUGUCCCUGGUUGGCCGUGGCUUUCUCACCGAACGCGACGAUAUCCUGUGCCCAGAGUGCGGCAAAGACAUCUAAUUCGGCCCGAGUGAUGACCGUUACAUCUGACGGGAUGACCGCGUUAUGAUCAGGGAAUGAUGCAGAGUUGAUAAAUUCUAUUUGAGCACAGUGCAUAACAUCUAUAACAUCGUUACUACAAAGCAAUACUAUGAAUGUACAUGAAAUACAAGCUACUAACAGUGUUCUUUGAGAUAAGAGAGUUCAUUUAAGUUAAAUGUUCACUAUUUGAGGAGAAAAAAAAAGUAAUUACUAAUCAAUAAAUGUAGGCAUGAAUCUGCUGUAAUGUGCUCAUGAAGAGAAAAUGUUUCCAAGUAGAUACUGUAUGAAGGAUUCUGAGGAAAAUCUACAAUAUUACUGCACACUAUCGGCUUUGCAGAAUAAUAGUAAUUACUGCUUUGUGCAUAUAAUUAGAGUUUUUGUGACGUUUAACCACUUAAAUAUUAAAAAUGCAUAUUUAUUCGUAUAAAGGAAUAAAUAUGAAUACAUUGCAUGAAAGAUGAAAAAUAUAAAUAAAUAAAUUUUGCAUGAAAUAA